AUGGUCGAUUCAGAAAAAUUUGAAGAAGAAAAAUCUUCAAAUAGUCACAGUAACCAAACCGUAGAGGAGAAUCAAUCAACUGAUUCUUCUCAAAAUAUGCUUGAGUCUUCUACUUCUUCAAAUAAGAAUCCUUAUAUUAAAAUUAAGAAUAGCAGAAAUGUUGAAGAAACCAUUAACGAUCUUGUUAGUGGUAGUGUCCAAGUUGAAGAUUUCCCAUAUAUUCAAGUCUGUAUUAUCGAUGAUAUAAUCUUCUCUUCAGAUUAUCGUUGA
Molecule: messenger RNA, 270 nt
Organism: Racocetra persica
Lineage: Eukaryota; Fungi; Glomeromycota; Glomeromycetes; Diversisporales; Gigasporaceae
Source: the annotation of a GenBank genome assembly